UGGAGUUUCUUGGACCAAUGAAACACCCCGACAGAAGAGCCAUACAUUUAAUUGUCGUAUGAUGGUAAAAACAGUACAUGAACUUCUGGAAGAUGUAGGUGGCCACCAGGAUACGCAUCACAGAUAUGAAACCAUGCAGUGUUUUGCUUUAUCACAGCCAAGAGCUAUGUUGGAGGAAGGUGAAGAUUUGCAGUCCUGUAUGAUAUGCGUAGCACGUCGUAUCUCAACUGUGGAAAGAGUAUUUUCACCAAACACAGAGAGUUUUGUUACUAGGCAUGAUCUUUCAGGUGAGAAGUAUGCUUAAAGAACUCAUGAAAUGUAUUUUCAAUGCUCAAAUCCUGUUGUGAGAAAUUACCCCAUAUAAGACUGAUGAUGUCACUAGCUGUACCAAUUUUUCAGAAAUAAAAUUGUUUUGAUUCCCUUGCAAAGGUUGCAAGGCUUUCAUGAUACCCUUUUCAUUGUGGAGAAGAUAUGGGGGACUAUAGGAUGAGCGGAGUCUUUAAUUUACAAAAAUUGUGACCAUCAGGAUGCUUUAUUUUUUACAAAAGAAAUUAACACACACACACACCAGGUUUCAGUGGCUCACAGUGCUUUCCCCGUGACAAAAGAGAUCCCUCAGGAGCCUUGGAAUGUGGGGAUGGGGGAAUCAGUUUUUUUUUUGUUUCAAAAAAG
This is a messenger RNA of Pogona vitticeps (central bearded dragon), 672 nucleotides long. The record is from RefSeq and is a predicted model, not a curated record. Lineage: Eukaryota; Metazoa; Chordata; Lepidosauria; Squamata; Agamidae.